AUGCUUACUAUGCAUGGAUUAUUUCACUGGGGCAAUCGCGGCGUGAUAGAUCACAACGUGUCGGCUAGGAUGGAGUGUCAGCUGCAUGCUGGCAUGAUGCUGCACAUUUUUCAAAUUGCUGGAGAGAAAAGCACAGAUUGCAGAUGCAGGACAAGGUUUACCGGUCGGUAUCGUCGCCGGUCGGACGCGUUCGCGCACGCGUCUUUCUCACACUUCCACCGUUCCUCUGAACGGUGGUGUGCCAGAUACACCUUCGUCUCAGACCACACUCACCACGACUUGACAUGGCUCGACCAUCGAAUCUGGCGAGGCAGCCUCCUGCAAGCACACCGCAGCUAUGAUGGACACCUGCCCUGGAGCGAGCUACUGAACCAGCACAUCGGCAUCCAAGGCAGCAUCCAGGUCCUCGCCAGCUGGGCGAACCCACCUCGAGACGUCUACUGUGCUGGUAGCGACCAUUACAACGGCAAUCAGGCUGGCCUUGCAUCUCCGCUCCGAGUGCAACUCCAGCGAGUACCGUACCGUGGAGACCGUAUUGAUCGCGGCGUAAGUAUGGCGGAGAAAAUCUGGACCUGCAAAUUCCGCCUCGGCGACGAAGACGUCGUCACUAUUCUCAGAACGGUCGGCUCCGGCGAGAAGCUCGAAUUCUGGGGCCCUUCUGGCUAUGUGCCUGGCCUUGGUCUCGCACGAGAGAGGAUCCUCAGAGUAGCCCAUCCACACUUGACAGCUCGGCACUUUCCGGCAAGCCCGUCGGUCGCUCCAAAGGCUGCCAGCAUCCCUCCGUCGAAAUCGGUGCGCAAUGAGUCUCAAAUGGCACCAUCUGUCGCUCCCGUUGCGCACGCUCAACGCAAGAGCAUUGUGAUUGACCUUGGCGACAGCUCGAGUGACGACGAAGGAGACGAUGCACCCUCGAGUUCUGCCAGCUCUCCACUCUCGUCAGUGGCAACGUUUGAGCAUACCGAUUUGACCAUUCCUGAUCCGCAGCCUGAGAACAGCCGUCUGACUUCGAGUGAAAUUGACCAGGAGUCUAGGCUGGUCUCAAUCCGGCGAGGACCGCGCUGCCCAUAUUGCGACUAUGGCCGAAGAAAAGCUUCUCCGGCGCACCUUGCAACCGAUAUGGCGCGACAUGUCGAGGCUGCAGAGAAGCUACGAGCGCUUGGGAAGAUGCCACAAUUCUGUGACGCAUGCGAAAUGUCAUUCUGCACACCAACAGCAUUGGCCAAGCAUCUUUGCAUGCCGAACACAGCUGAUCAACGACUGAGGUGUCAAUACUGUAGCUAUCAAGCGACACAAUCUUCCGACUUGGAGAAGCAUAAAAGCGCUUCCGCAGAUCUUCGAAGAACUGGUCGCCUACCCGAGCGCUGCGAGAUCUGCGGAAAAACUUACUGCAGUGGGCGCGAUUUUGCUUUCCACCUCUGCGAUGUCGAAGGCGUCAUUGUUAGCAGUAGCGCCGUGUGCGCCGACCAAGCUGACAACGAGUCGGAGGCUCAGGACGUACAUAUCGACCGGGGCACCGAUGGGUAUUAUCAUUGUCGGAAUUGUGAGUACAUCAGCAAAGAGAGGGCCAAUGUCGCGCGGCACAUGGAGCGAGGCGAGAAAACCCGCCGAUCUGGUCAGUCAACAAGGAGCUGCAUUAGUUGCAGGAAGUCGUACUGCACUGAUGGCGCCCUUAUACAUCACCGCUGUGAAAGACAAGAUGGGAAAGAAUUGGCGGACGAGCCGGGAACUCAAGCAUUCGAAGAUCGUAUGAUUGAGGCAGAGAUGGCCGCUGACGCUACUUGGCCAGAGCUGACUAAGGAGGACGAUGAUAAUGCCAUCAUUAGGCAAGAUGCUGCUGGAGCUUACUGUUGCACUGAUUGUGACUACAAGGCGCCCCGGCCGAGCAUCGUUCGGCGCCAUAUGGAAUUGGCUCGAAAGGCGUUUCGUGCUGGUCACCAAGGUGUACGCUGUAACAGCUGUGACAGCUUCUACUGUACGGCAACUACCCUCUCUCAACACAAAUGUGAAUUCCGACAUGAGGCAAAUCCUUCAACGAGAGCAGAGCCGCUGGACAUGGCCUUGAUGAGUAAUGCCGACAUCGCUUUUGCGCGGGACGCCGAUGGGUACCAUUGCUGUCCGAAGUCGACAUCUGGAAUGGACGGCGAAGGCAUGUGGUCCCCAACCACUCUCACACUACCUGGAUUAGGUUCCGAUGCCGAGCCGGAUAUGACAGAUUUGAUUGAGGACGGUUCGAGCGAUCAAGAUUUGAUUGUGACUAUGUUGGACUCCAACGUCAUAAGGUACAGCGUCACAUGGAGGCUGCAAAGAGGGCUCGUAGGGCUGGCCAGCGUCGUGGAGAAUGUCAUGAUUCAGCGCGUUAUCACCGCUGCAGACCUGGAAGCGACGAAAACACAUCAAGAGUACGAUAUUGCAGAAAAGGCAUAUGAAGGGCGAUACGGGUGCCAGUACUGCGACUUCAGCAUCAACGACAUCGAGUUUGCCACCAGACAUCAAGAGUUGGCGCAGAAGCUUCGUGAAGCAGGAGUUACCCCCGAACUUUGCAGAGUUUGUGACAAGAAAUACUGUGGCCGCGACACACUGAGGCUGCACAGAUGCAUGCCGGGCUUCUCACAGCAGCUUCCGGGUAGGAAGAGAAGGGCGAGCCCCAUUCGUCGAGAAGGCCUUCGAAAUAAGCGCCUCGUUCUUGAGUACGAAGAAUCGCAGACCCUAAACUCACGGCCCGUGAGAGCAGACAAAUCGGAAAAGAGCGACUUGGUCUUCACGUCCACGGAUAGCCAUUUCGAUUACGGACCGAGUGUGCUCAAUAUGGUUGAAGGACUAUUCGAGAAACAAAUCAUUUUGAGGCCAGGUGAAAGCACUCUGCAACAUGGCCCACUUGUCGACAGCCUUCAACAAAUUUACGCCCAGAGAGACUCGCUCAAGAUGAGGGCGCUCCACAUUCCCCAGGGCCACGUCUUCAAGGGUCGUUGGCUUCUGGGGGUUGCAGCGGCAUUGAUACAUAUGACCGAUGUCGAGAAGGCCCACAAAGAUGUCGGCCAUCUACAUCAGUGCUCAUUGCGAAAGAUACAAGGUGAGAUGCUCGUCUUCACACUUAAUCAGAAACAGAAGCUGACCAGCAUAGUCUCUCGUGUGGAGCCCGCGCAAUCUGCUCGACAGUCAGACCGCAAGGCUUCGAACACAGAUCUGGCUCCAGAUUCCGAAGUAGCACAACGAGCGCCACAUGCGGUUGUGCAUCCCAAUGCCGCGCCGGCAAUGUCGACAAUGAACGACGUUGUCGAGCUAACGCCAGCCGAGCAGAGCAGACUCACACUCGCCUUGUCGAUGCGUAGCGACGAAUCGAACAACGUCAGAAUGCCGUUCGAGGACUGCGAAACUCUCUCUGGCUUGCUAAAUGAGAUUGUUGACGGACCUUACCACGGCUUAGUGGACUCCAAGGAGGCCAUUCGUGCGCUCUGGAUCUCUGCAAGCGAUGAGGCUGAGGCUUCCAAGCUGUAUCUGAGGCCCUCGAAGCAGUCGUCUGCGGAGUCCUAUCGACGAUUUCUAGGUCGUGAGUGGCACUUUUCUGAUCCGCGAACCGCAAACGCUGCUGCGCUAGCGGGCUUGUCACCUGCAGGGUCUCGAAGUGAAGCAUACGACCCGCAUGUCCUUCGCUUUCAAGGCUCCACACUCGACUUACUUGAAGAUUUUCAAACACACGUCCGGAUGUCAGACUUGUUCAACCUGCCUGCCGCCUUCCUCGAAAUCCAGUUCCACCGCGGCGCCGCUAUCCGCCUCGACUCUGUAGGUUGCAGCACCAUUUGCACUUUGGAAUACUCGGGGCGAAAAACCUCUCUUAUUGCUUCUUGCAUCGCUGCCCGCCCCGAUAUGGCGUCCAACAACCAAUCAGUCGACAGAUUCACUGCACUUCCUUUGGAAAUGCUGCGGAAUAUUGCAGGCUAUCUUGACCUCUGGAACCGACUGAAGUUGCGAACAGUCUUCCCAAAGGCGCAGGAAGAAAUUGUCGUUGACCUAAUCGGCGAUGCGCUGAAGACGGUACACGUGUCACCGAACAGCCUCUCCCUAGCGAACUUCGACAAAAUCACCAUGACCCGCUUCUUUCGGACGCGCAUCGAGAAUAUAACAUAUCUGCCCAUGGUCUUCUGCGCAAAGGGAUACAAAGGUAGGCGGGACAACCAGAUACGCAGCCUUGAGGACUUUCGCAAGAGACACCCUGCUCUUAGUCGGUCGGAGUCGCAAAGAAGCUUCGAAAUCUACCAAGAUCUUGUGCACGAAUAUGAAGACAAUGACUUCGACAGCCUGAAACAACUACAAACCGCUGAAAAAGAGACAUCGCUUCGAAAGCAACUCACAAAGGCUAUGAAAAGACUACCAAAUCUGAGCUCCGUAUCGAUCUCAACAUGUGCUCAGGCUCAAGGAAUCAACGGGAAGUUGGUCAAAGAAUUGAGCCUUUGGCUGCGCGAGGAUCCGCCAGAUCGCCAGACCUCGCAUAAUCUGAUGUCGGCAGCUUUCACCUCGUUUGGCGAGCGGUGGUACAUGGCAUUUGUCUUCAUCAUUCUGGAUGUCUUACAUACGAUCAAGCCACUGUCGAAUUUAGCAAUUGGUGAUAGCAUGAAAGGCCAGCUUAUUCGUGACCCCAAAUUCCAGGAUGCCUUCGAGAUCGGCCUUUUGGAGCAGUCUCUAGCCCAAGUCACUCGCUUGACAAUCAGUUGCGCGCACGGCUACAACCGCGACCGAAAGGUCACAGCUGAACGGUGGUACGCCAUCGCAGCACACUCCAAGAAAUUGCAAGAGCUCACCGUCUACGCCGACGACUCUGAUGAUGAUUAUUAUAAUGACUGGCUUAAUGUCGGCGAUGGUGUACGAGCUGUGGAUGGUUUCCUUAGCCACGGAGACUACACUCAGCUCAAGAAGCUUCGAAUCGAAGGAAGUCAAUGGACUAGUGGAGUUGACGUGAAGCUAUUUGAGCAAUUCCUCUUCCUACACCGUCACGUCAUCAAAGAAAUCGAACUCGAGAGCAUACUGCUGGUGGACCGCCCGCAGAAGGGCUCUGCUUUGACGGAAAAUCACGCCUACAACAACCUGCGCGACUUCCUGUUGGACACCAAUUGGCUCAAAGUCAUUACAAGGUUCGAGAUGAAGCUCUCUAGGCACGAUCCAAGUGCUCAGCAUCUCCCACAGCUAGCGAAGGAUCUGAACGUGCCUCUCAAGAAGGACGUGUGGGACUUCGGCGAGAAAUGGCUAGAAAAUGGCGCUUGGAGACUAGAAUGGCGAUGGAGAAGUGGGAGACAGCAGAGGCUGCAAGUACGGAUAUCAAACCCCACGGAAGGAAUCAUGAAUGAGCGAUACAGUAGCAUACACGAUUCGACGGCGAUCCUUUCCUUUGGUCCAGCGGAUCGGUCGGAAGCGCGCACGAAGGAUGGAUCGAUCUUUGCUACGCAAGCGGAGCGCAAAGGGCAAAAUGCCAGCAUUGAUUUCAUCCAUGCUAAGACUCAGACUUCGACACAAGCAUACCUUGACGCUCGGGUAUGUGAUUUCAGACAUUAA
Pseudocercospora fijiensis CIRAD86 is the source of this 5544-nucleotide messenger RNA. RefSeq lists its product as uncharacterized. The transcript is spliced from 20 exons. The record is from RefSeq and is a predicted model, not a curated record. Gene Ontology annotation, biological process: regulation of transcription by RNA polymerase II. Gene Ontology annotation, molecular function: RNA polymerase II transcription regulatory region sequence-specific DNA binding; DNA-binding transcription factor activity, RNA polymerase II-specific. The coding region runs from base 1 to 5544 and encodes 1847 amino acids. Gene Ontology annotation, cellular component: nucleus. Lineage: Eukaryota; Fungi; Ascomycota; Dothideomycetes; Mycosphaerellales; Mycosphaerellaceae.